AUAGUAGUGAAUUAGCAGUUUGUAUAAGAUUAUUUUGUUCAUUAAAAGAAUGUCAGUUUAGUUUAUUAAUCCUCAUAGGCCUAAUAUUAGUUCGUCCUUGUUUUGUCUAUAAAUGUAGACAAUGAAUUCAUUCGACCCAGAUCAUGCUAUGGCUAUACUCCUACAGGCAAAGUUCAAUGAAGAAGCUAAAAAGCAACGGAAAAAUGAUAAGGAGAACCUGCCAAUGCCGGUGCAAAAGCCAAUGGUGAAAAACCUCACUGGUGGACCCCAGAAUGGGAGACUUUGGACCCCUGUCCAGACAUCCAUGGGCUGUUUUGUGACAUUCAAUAAGCGUUUCUUCUGGGGCCAGCUGGUGGGGGUGGAGGUGAAGUGGAGUCCUCAGAUGACCUUCACAAUCCAUGGUGCUGUUUUUGUGACAUUCAAUAAGCGUUUCUUCUGGGGCCAGCUGGUGGGGGUGGAGGUGAAGUGGAAGUGGAGUCCUCAGAUGACCUC
Homalodisca vitripennis (glassy-winged sharpshooter) is the source of this 492-nucleotide messenger RNA. RefSeq names its product DNA-dependent metalloprotease SPRTN-like. NCBI's taxonomy places the organism in Eukaryota, Metazoa, Arthropoda, Insecta, Hemiptera, Cicadellidae. Gene Ontology annotation, biological process: DNA damage response. The annotation marks the transcript as partial. Gene Ontology annotation, cellular component: nucleus. Gene Ontology annotation, molecular function: metalloendopeptidase activity; polyubiquitin modification-dependent protein binding; single-stranded DNA binding. The transcript is spliced from 4 exons. The record is from RefSeq and is a predicted model, not a curated record.